AUGUGCCUCGUGGCGACUCUGCUCGGUGAGGUGGUUUCAAGUGAAGAAGACAUCACAUUGACAUUUGAGGUGAUGGACUCCCGUAUCCCGCAGAGGGGUGACCUCACGUUUCGUGACGGUUCGAGUAAUGCUGAAAAGGAACUGGUCGAUCUCUGUUAUGUUUCUUCAAGAGGGACCUUUUUUGAACUACUAGUGUUGGACAAACUGUACUGGUCUCCAGGGACAGUUCGAAACGCCUUUUAA
Messenger RNA from Soboliphyme baturini, 243 nucleotides. NCBI's taxonomy places the organism in Eukaryota, Metazoa, Nematoda, Enoplea, Dioctophymatida, Soboliphymatidae. The record is from the annotation of a GenBank genome assembly.